Python bivittatus (Burmese python) is the source of this 5228-nucleotide messenger RNA. It is a transcript of the gene STXBP6, whose product is annotated as syntaxin binding protein 6. The record is from RefSeq and is a predicted model, not a curated record. Gene Ontology annotation, molecular function: phosphatidylinositol-4,5-bisphosphate binding. Gene Ontology annotation, biological process: Golgi to plasma membrane transport; exocytosis; regulation of SNARE complex assembly. Gene Ontology annotation, cellular component: plasma membrane; exocyst. NCBI's taxonomy places the organism in Eukaryota, Metazoa, Chordata, Lepidosauria, Squamata, Pythonidae.
CCACCUACAAUUAAAAUUGCCCAACAUGCCCCCAUCACAGAAGAAUCUUGCCAGUCCAGUUGGUGGACAGAGUAAGGAGCUACUCCAUUACAAUGCACACUUGAUAGGGAGGGAGGAGCACUUCAAGGUGCCUUGCAAUAGUAGAACUGCAAUCUUUAUACACCCUUGUUUUUAAGUAAAUUAAAGAUAGACGAUAAGGCACAAACCCAGACCUCCAGAAACUCCUACAUAACUUUGAAUAAUGCCAAAUGACUUCAGCAUUCCCCAACAAUCUAGUGUCCACCAGGUGUGGUGGACCACAACUUCCAUAAUUCCCAGCCAGUUUUGAUCACAGACUGGAAAUCACCAAAGUUGGUAAUCUAGCUUAUCUGAAGGGCACCAGUUUGAGGAAGACUGCUCCACUUCUUCCCUCCCUUUGUUAACCCACCAGCGCGCAUUUUUCCCUAUAUUCAUCAGCUUUUCCACCUCACUUCUUGUUCCCAGUGGCAUUCUCGCUCGUGAGGAGACGCCACGAGCAACAGCUCCGUAGAACUGCCAACUCAUCCCACACCUUAUCCUCGCAGUUUCCUCCUGCAGGACGGUGCCCAAACCUGAACUUAAGCUCUCGCGGUGAUCACAUGGGACGGCACAGAAGGAGGGGAGAACUAGGAAGGUUCCGCGGCUGCCUCUUUCCAUUGGCUCCGCGCAGGCACGUGGCGCUCCUCUCCCACCGCUGGCUCACAGCUGGGUAGCCCCGCUCUGCUGGCAGAGAAAGAGCAGUAAGAGCCGCUCGAGCCAAGUGCUUUAGAGGAGCGGGGAGGAGGAGGAGGAGGAGAGGCAGAGUUUUUUUCUUGGGCUCGUGGGUCCGAUUUUUUUUUCUUUUGCCAGAGCUUCGUGGCAGGAUCCUUCGCGUGCAGCUCGUCGUUUUGCUGGAGCGAUAGAAGGCAGAGUCCGGAGCUGAGGUACGGGGCGGCAGGAAGGAACAUCUUCCGUCUGUUAUAAUGAGUGUCAAAUCUGCUAUCAGUAAAGAGAUUUUUGCACCACACGAUGAAAGGAUGCUGGGUGCCGUCCAAGUAAAAAGGAGAACGAAGAAAAAGAUUCCUUUCCUGGCAACUGGGGGUCAGGGUGAAUACUUAACCUACAUUUGCUUGUCAGUGACCAACAAAAAACCUGCACAAGCAUAUAUUACAAAAGUUAAACAGUUUGAAGGUUCUGCAUCUUUUGUACGAAGGACACAAUGGAUGCUUGAACAGCUUCGCCAGGUUAAUGGUAUAGACCCUCAUCGGGAUUCCCCAGAAUUUGAUUUAUUGUUUGAAAAUGCUUUUGACCAAUGGGUGGCAAGCAAAGCCUCUGAGAAAUGUACCUUCUUUCAAAUUCUCCAUCAUACUUGUCAGCGGUAUCUUACAGACAAAAAGCCAGAAUUUAUUAAUUGCCAGCCUAAACUUAUUGGAGGUAACAGCAUAUUACAUUCAGCAGCAGACAGUGUGACAAGUGCAGUACAAAAAGCAAGUCAGGCUUUGAACGAGCGUGGUGAAAGAUUAAGUCGAGCUGAAGAAAAGACAGAGGACAUGAAAAACAGUGCUCAGCAGUUUGCAGAGACUGCACACAAGCUUGCCAUGAAACACAAGUGUUGAAAACACCUGUGUAGAAAUCUUUCCAAGAGGAACUGAAAAAAUAGGAUUGCCCAUUUUUACUGGAAAUGCAAGUCUACGUCUCUUUUUUCCAACAAUUUGGUAAUCAGUAAUUUCAAUUGUCAUGUAGGAAAUAAGUAGUAUUCCUACUUUUUCUAUUGCUAGGCCAUUCAGUGUCUGUCUUUUUUAAUAUUUAAAAUAAGAGGUGGUGUUAACAUGUAAAUUGGACCAAAGGAUAUACUGAACUGCACUGAUCUGCAACAAUGCAUUGUUCCCAAUGUUGUGUAGGAAUACAGUAUUUUAGCUGCAAGAAAGGUGAUCAAGUCAAAGUAAAGUCCAGUAAUUGUUCUAGAGUUGUUUCAUAGAGCAAAUUUUGAAGUAAUAGGGUGUAUAACUUAUAUCACUAGGCAACAAAAAUAGGUUGCUGUGAAAAACAAUUUGACUUCUCAGUUCUGCCAUUUUUAGCAAACUUAUUUUCCAUGUGCCAUCAUUCCAUGGUAAUUUGAAAUUGAAUUGUCCACCAUGUUGUCAACACUACUUUAAAAAAUCUUCUUUUUCCUGUGGUUUGAGUUUAAUAUUACCAAAAACACAUUUGGAAUGUUAAGAAAAGUCUGAUUAAAUCUGUAAAUACUUUGACAUUUUAUCUGAAAUUUUGAGGACAAAUUAUCCAAUAGCUCUUACCUUUGUAAGUGGAGCAAAAUGUCCUUCUAAAUGAACAUUAUAUUGAAAUAGUUUCAAGAAAUAAUACACACACAAGCACUAUUGCAAGUUUUUGGAAUUCUGCUAUUGAUAGGCAUGCUUCAGUUUUAUUGAUUAAAGUAAGACUUGGCUAGAAUUUUUCUUCAUAGUGUAAUCUGGACAUGAGAAGACCAAAAUUCAAUCUUUGCAGUCACUACAUUUGUAGUCACUGGAUCAUAAUCAUACAUUAUAAUUAGCAUUAUUUAUAAUAAAAUAUUCCUUUCCACUUUUCAUUUUAUGAAGUAAAAAUGUUUUCUUGCUUGCCAAAAAUCCCUUACGACAGAUUUUUAAAUGAACCUGUGCAUUCUGUUACAUGCACAGAAGCCCUCUGGGUUAUGCAGGAAGUUCCUGGUUUUCAUCUAGCACUUUCCAAUGCUAAAUCCGGAAGAGCUCACAUCAGAGUUACAGCUGGUCAUGUCAGAUUUGUCACCACAGAAUAAUUGGAGUGAUGAUGUAGAACCAUUAACUCCUAACUUCCUUUGAAGAGAUGAAGCUGAGUAGGGAGCCUCUUCUCCUGUUAUCACUGAACUUAUGUCAGUCCUAGAGAGACGGAUGCACAAACAAUGCUUAAAGAGCCCCAUAAUGAAUCUGUAAAACUCUGGGUUGAAAUCAUGGCAUGCAUAGCCCACUUCAUUCCCAGCAAACUUUUAAAAGCUUGAGAUUUUCAGUGUUCUAAAUUCAAACGUUUAGGUCCUACAGGAUCUAAUGUUUUUUCAAGGGUGACGAGUAGAACAGCUAAUAUAAGGCAGUGGGACGGAUACUGUGAGUAGAGGUAGAUCUUAGGGAGAGUCACUCUCAUAUUCUCUUAUGUUUGUAUAAUUAUGAACCAAGUGAAAGAAGCAAUUUUGGUACAGGUAAACAACUAAAUCAAUAUAGAGAGAAGGCAUCCAAUUAAUUACAUUAACUGCAUAUUGUAUGCUGCCAUAAUAUAUCUUUGUGGGCAACUUUAGAGACUGGUAAUAGCACAAGUUUGACAGCCAUAUGGAUUUCAAACAAUACAAUUUGAUAUAGUGUGUUGUGGGCUACCUUUGAUUAUAGGUUUACUUAGAAGUUGUUUUUAUUUCCUGUGUUAAAUCAUUUUUUUAAUGUAUUGCCAUUAUUUAUUUUGCACAUUUUUUUGCAUUUCAGCUCAGUGAUCAAUCUGGCUUUUUGUCAAUGCAGGGUUUCUUUUCACCUGCCAAAAAAUAAAACCCUCAAGUCAUUUCAUCAACUUGAUACAUCAGAAACUAAAACCUAAUUUCUGUCCCUACUAUUGAGUAUCUUUAAGUUAUGUGAUGUUUUCUUAGGAUCAUUAGAAACAAGUGUGCUUAUACUGAAAAUAAAUGUGAUUGUAUUAAAAAUGUUCCUCCUGGAAAAUUGAUGUAGUAUUCAAUUAUAGUGUUAGAUAUUUGUGUAUAUAAAGUAUACAGUAAUUCAGAUUAGUGUUUCAUAUUAAAAUGUAUUUGUAAAAAGUAACAAGAUCAAUAGUUAUCACCUUUUUAAAGUUCUGCAAAGAAUAAAAAUCACACAAUAUUAGACCUAAGAUAGUUAUACCUGCAAGAUCAGCCUCUUUCUGUGGCUAGCAACAUGUUGUGCAUUAAUGUGAAAGUAUUAACAGAAUUUGCUCUCUAAAUAAGUGAACUUAAAGCACGUUUUGUUUUAAUAUGCCAAAAUUGUCAAAUUUGUUUUCUCUGUUGUCCUGAAGCCACAUACUUUUUAUGCCACACUAAAAUAAACAGUACUUUGCUCCAUUGUUAUAUUUCACAGACAUUAUUUUUGUCAUUUAAGGUUUUAGUCAUUAAUUAAAAUAUUAGAGUUUUACAUCAAUGUUAGACAAUCUUCAGGCAGUAUACAAUUCCCAUACCUAUUUUUGCAGCCUCCUAGAGGGACCAUACCAUUGAAAUUCACUUUCAGUAAUUUGUCAAAUUAAGUUUUAAAAUAGUUGUAUUAAUGCUUUGGGAGGCUCUAUGUACCAUUUUGCAUUUCUCCCUCCCUGGACCACCAUCCUCCCCAUUGGAAAAAGGGCUGAAAAUUUCAUCUCACAGACUCUGCUGUUGUCCCUGAACAACUGUCACAUUUCCUGUGGCCCUCAGAUGCCAUGAACAGAUGCAGCCCCUAGUGGAAAAAAAAAUUCUGUCCCUAUAUUAUUUGAGAGGGCAGGGUGGGUGUAACAUUUAUAGUUACGAGCGUUGAUUCCAUAUGCCUUCAUUUUUGGCUUAAAUUAUUUUGGAGAGAUCCAGCUCUAAUCAGUUAUGUGAAAAAGCAUAUCUUGAAUGAAGAAGAUAGCCAUCAUUACCACUAGGUGUUUCCCAUAAUUUACCUUAAGAUGGCCAUUGCAACAGUUGACCUUAUUGGCUCUAAGUAGCUUCAAACUCAUCAUAAUGCACAAAACCACAUGAAGUGUGUGGCUGAUUCAGCUUUUACCUUGCCUUAGAUCCAGCAGGGCCAAGAUUUCUUUCUGUGAUUAAUGAAGAAAUAGUGUGAUCCUGUAUUUAAGCUCUCUUUGUAACAUGGACCCCUAAAUGCUCUCUCAGGACCAUGUGCAAAAGUGACCCUCUUCUGCUUUUCACAACCUGCACCCCAUGCGUAGACUAAAAUGUCACCAUGCAUUUAUUUUACCUGUAUAUUAUAUGGAAGGUAAAUUAUAAGAGCAGGGUCUGCACACACAUUAAAUGCAAACUGGAACACUUCUGCAUCUCAGCAAGCAUAUCCCAUGUGGGAAUUGCCUAUAUGUGUUUUUAUGUCGUGCACACAUGCAUAUAUUUGCAUCCCAUGUAUCUUUUCUAACUUUCAUCUGUUCUAUUCAGAGACUGCCUCUUGUGGGACCUUAGCUUUAAUCCUUUCCUUUCCCUUUCCCUUUCCCUUCCCUGCCCUUCCCUUCCCUUCCCUUCCCUUCCCUUC